Sphaeroforma arctica JP610 is the source of this 630-nucleotide messenger RNA. RefSeq lists its product as hypothetical. The coding region runs from base 32 to 247 and encodes 71 amino acids. The record is from RefSeq and is a predicted model, not a curated record. Lineage: Eukaryota; Ichthyosporea; Ichthyophonida. The transcript is spliced from 2 exons.
AGCCCUACUGCAGGCACAGGCAUUCUUACCCAUGCUUGCCAAAGCAAACAUGGAAUUGGGGAAAGACGGAGAGGAUGUAAGUAUAGAAAAUGUUGAUGAAGAUCAACCGCACGUCCAGAUGAGCUUUUCGAUAACGGAGAAUCAGGAUUCGGACGAUGAUGAAGUUGACGACCAGAAUAACACCGAGCAAAGUCCUGUUAGUUUGAGUCCGCAACGGAAAGUCAAGCCAGUAAUUGAAGAGCUCUAAAUAUAAGCUGGAUAUAUAUAAGGAUGUACGGGCGUAUCCCUCUAGAAGGUUGUGGGGACAGUUUCAUCGAGUGGUCGCUGUACUAUACGUCGAAUGUGUGUUUUCAUUUCUUAUUCAAUUGCGGGAAACUCGCACCGAGAAUAGAGAAGUACAACACACUAUUGCUGUGCUCGUGCCAUUAAUGGAGCCAUUUACGAAGUGAUAUGUGUCAGCUAUUCAAUGCGAUGACUUGUCAUACGCGGGCUAGAAAUAGAAAAUGUAAAGACAAAAGCAAUUAGAAAUAUUAGAAAUUCUAUGUCUGGCACCCACAGAGGGGUCAGACCUGUGCGAAACAGCCCAGAGGUCAGACACUCGAAUACCAAUAAACGUAUCUGCAAUCAGCA